Molecule: messenger RNA, 2166 nt
Organism: Peniophora sp. CBMAI 1063
Lineage: Eukaryota; Fungi; Basidiomycota; Agaricomycetes; Russulales; Peniophoraceae
Source: the annotation of a GenBank genome assembly
AUGGUGGUGUACGAGGGCCUGACAAUGCGCUUCUCAAACGAGCGUGCUCACUUAUGGCUCACUUAUUUGAUCAAUCAUCAUGACUUUCAACAAGGCGUGAAGUCGUCGUCAGCGUUCCCCGGGGUCAUCAUCUGUUUCGUCCCUUUCGGCAUGGAAACCGGCGCAGCAGCUGACAGUAUCUCUGCCUUAGGCCACCGUCAUACUGGGAUUAACGCAGUGACGGCGUUCUGGAAUCAGAGUACGCAUAUCAGAGGCAUACUUACCUGCCUACAACACCAUUGGACCACCUUCCGCCGGGUCACCAUUCAGUUCUGGUCGUGGUGUACUGUACUCUUGAGCGGGCGACUCCAUAGGCCGCAUCGUGAUGCUGGCGCGCUUUGGGCGCCCCUCAAAUAUCCAGUUGCUCUUCCGAACCUCCAGAUUUCGGUCUAUUAUCCCGUUCCUUUCGGUGUUUCCCGCCUCACCCUCGUUCAGGCGUUUACGAUGCGCUGGGGUUUCUUCAAGGACUGGAUCCUUGUUGUGUGCUUCAUACUCUGGGUGGGCACUACAGUGGGCCAGGACCCAACCGUGCCCGGGACAUGGCAGAACUCGACGUCGAGUCUCAGCCGCGAGGAGCGCGAGUCCCUUGCGUAUUCGGCUGCCGUUCCGCUUUCCAAGAUUGAUACUUUGGGAAGCACUGGUCUGGCGCAACUUCAAGACGUGACUAGUCUCUUCGCUCUUCUGGCACUACAGGACUACUACAGUGGGAAUGUGUCUUGGCGCACACAAGGGACCGACAACCUACAAGCUUACAUCGACAAGUAUGGCUUCUUUGCUCAAGGAAAACAGGCUCUGUACAGCGACGCGAUCUACUGGGGCCUCGGGAUCUUCUACUCGUAUCGGACAUAUAAAGACCCUGCGCUCAUGGCUCUUGCUGUCAGUGCUUGGGAAACGACCUACACCGGCGCCUUCAUCACCCCCAGUGAAGCUGUUAGUGGCCAAGGUGCUGGCCGCAACGUGUCUUUUCUUUCCCCUACGAACUGCACGGGCGGGACGUUCGCUGGUGGUGUAUUUCGUAGCAAAGACGUACAGAGUUCAACUUACGCGGGUAUGGAAGCCAUCGGGCCAUUCAUGGCGCUGUCGGCAUAUCUUUUCGAGGAGACGAACAACGCCACCUACCAGGAAACUGCGCAGCUUUCGCUAGACUUCGUUUUGAACCAUCUGUGGAACGGGAGCAUCGUCUUUGACGGCUUGGAGUUGAGCACCUGCAACUACCUGAUCAAGCCUUUCACGAUCAACCAGGCUUGGUUCGUAGAAGGCUUAUCGGUAUGGGCAAAUGUGACUAAGAACGACACCAUGACUACGCUUCUUCAAGACGUGGUAUUCAGCGUCACCCAGUUCCCAUCGUGGUCGUUACCAGAUGGAGUUGUGUUUGAUCACGAUCCCCUGCUUAACAGCUUCGAUCAGAUUCUGAAAGGUGUAUACAUACGUGGACUGGCGGAAGCUCGGGCGCGCAAUCCUGAAACAGCACUCGCGCGGUACAUCGAGGCAUACAUUACGGUACAGUUCAAUUCUAUGCUGAGCGGCGCACGGGGUGCGUCGCCUAACGACAGUUUCUACUCAGUAUCUUGGUACGGUCCAGCACCGACAUCCUUCGAUACCAGCGGAAAUGUUGCCGCAUUGGAUGUAUUGAAUGCUGCGUUCAGUCUGGUCGCGCCAUCAUCGUCCCCAGGAAACCCGUCGACUGGCUCGACUCCGACAAGUCAAUCUGCGACUGCAUCGGCGAAGUCAUCAAAGGCAGGACCUAUUGCCGGGGGCGUCGUAGGUGGCGUAGCGGCUGUUGCCGCAGUCCUCGCGAUUUUCUUCUUCUACCGGCGAAGGAAAGCUCAAGAACAUGCUGAGGCCGAACCGGAAUUUGGCAUCUUACCAGUCACUACAACCUUCGUGCAACCCUUCGUGACUGUCAGCUCGACUGUGAAUGCUACGACCACAUCGUCGAAGUCGCAGCGCAGCGCUCCUCUAUUGUCAGUCUCUUCGCCCGUGUCGACAUCACCGAGCGCACCACGCGAUCAGGAGUACGAGCAGGGAGAAUCUAUUGACGUUUCUGAGCUCCCAAGCUUAGUGCAACGAUUGAACAACUUCUUGCAAGGUCGCCAGAGUGAGGCUCCGCCACGAUACAUGGAGUAG